Messenger RNA from Talpa occidentalis (Iberian mole), 2931 nucleotides. It is a transcript of the gene CRTAC1, whose product is annotated as cartilage acidic protein 1. Bases 339 to 2276 code for a protein of 645 amino acids. The transcript has 15 exons. Gene Ontology annotation, biological process: axonal fasciculation. Lineage: Eukaryota; Metazoa; Chordata; Mammalia; Eulipotyphla; Talpidae. The record is from RefSeq and is a predicted model, not a curated record. Gene Ontology annotation, molecular function: calcium ion binding.
CGGCUGCUGCCACCGCAAUCCCGGCUCCUAAAUCAGCGCGGGGAGGCGCCCCCUCCCCCCACCGGCUCCCCGGGCUCCCCCGGCCGCGAUUGGCCGCGCGGGCGCCCCCCACCCCCGGGCCCCCGGCUCCAGCCGCCGCGCCAUUGGCUGCGGGUCUCCGCCAGCCUUUACAUAAGCCCGGGCGCGCUCGAGUGGAGUUGUAUAAAGCGGGCGAGCGGCGUCGGGGCGGGAGGCUCGAGGCCAGCCCGGGACCGGACUGGGCGCGGAAGGCGGCGGCGCAGAGCCGGCACGAGCCCCGCGCUCCCACGCCCCCCGGCGGCGGGGCCGAGAGCGGGACGAUGACUCCGAGCGCCGACCCCGGCGUGUCCAGGAUGUUACUGUUCCUGCUGCUGCUGUGGUUUCUGCACACCACUGAAGGGUCCCAGCGGGCUGAGCCCAUGUUUACUGCAGUCACCAACUCAGUUCUGCCCCCUGACUACGACAGCAACCCCACCCAGCUCAACUAUGGUGUGGCAGUUACUGAUGUGGACCACGAUGGGGACUUCGAGAUCGUUGUGGCUGGGUACAAUGGUCCCAACCUGGUUCUGAAGUACGACCGGGCCCAGAAGCGGUUGGUGAACAUCGCUGUUGAUGAGCGCAGCUCGCCCUACUAUGCGCUACGGGACAGGCAGGGCUAUGCCAUUGGGGUCACAGCCUGUGACAUCGACGGGGAUGGCCGGGAGGAGAUCUACUUCCUCAACACCAAUAAUGCCUUCUCAGGGGUGGCCACUUACUCGGACAAGUUGUUCAAAUUCCGCAAUAACCGGUGGGAAGACAUCCUGAGCGACGAGGUCAAUGUGGCCCGAGGCGUGGCCAGCCUCUUUGCCGGGCGCUCUGUGGCCUGUGUGGACAGGACGGGCUCCGGGCGCUACUCCAUCUACAUCGCCAAUUAUGCCUACGGUAAUGUGGGCCCUGAUGCCCUCAUUGAAAUGGACCCCGAGGCCAGUGACCUCUCCAGGGGCAUCCUGGCACUUAGGGAUGUGGCUGCUGAGGCUGGGGUCAACAAAUAUACAGGGGGCCGGGGUGUCAGCGUGGGCCCCAUCCUCAGCAACAGCGCCUCGGACAUCUUUUGCGACAAUGAGAAUGGGCCCAACUUCCUCUUCCACAACCGAGGUGAUGGCACCUUUGUGGAUGCUGCAGCCAGUGCUGGUGUGGACGAUCCCCACCAGCACGGCCGAGGUGUCGCCCUAGCUGACUUCAACCGGGACGGCAAAGUCGACAUCGUGUAUGGCAACUGGAAUGGCCCCCACCGGCUCUACCUGCAGAUGAGCGCCCAUGGGAAGGUCCACUUUCGGGACAUCGCCUCACCCAAGUUCUCCAUGCCCUCGCCUGUCCGCACAGUCAUCGCUGCUGACUUUGACAACGACCAGGAGCUGGAGAUCUUCUUCAACAACUUCGCCCACCGCAGUUCCUCAGCCAACCGCCUCUUCCGCGUCAUCCGCAGGGAGCAUGGCGACCCCCUCAUUGAGGAACUGAAUCCUGGCGAUGCGUUGGAGCCUGAGGGCCGGGGCACAGGGGGCGUGGUGACGGACUUCGAUGGAGACGGGAUGCUGGACCUCAUCUUGUCCCAUGGGGAGUCCAUGGCUCAGCCGCUGUCUGUCUUCCGGGGUAACCAGGGCUUCAGCAACAACUGGCUGCGAGUGGUACCGCGGACCCGAUUUGGGGCCUUCGCCAGAGGGGCGAAGGUCGUGCUGUACACCAAGAAGAGUGGGGCCCACCUGAGGAUCAUCGACGGGGGCUCGGGGUACCUGUGUGAGAUGGAGCCUGUGGCCCACUUUGGCUUGGGGAAGGAUGAAGCCAGCAGCGUGGAAGUGACAUGGCCGGAUGGCAAGAUAGCGAGCCAGAGCGUGACCAGUGAGGAGAUGAAUUCAGUCCUGGAAAUCCCCUACCCCCAGGAUGAGAACAAAUCUCAGGGCCCAUCCCCACUUGAGUGUGGUCAAGGAUUCUCUCAGCAGGAAAACGGUCACUGCACAGACACUAACGAAUGCAUCCAGUUCCCCUUCGUGUGCCCUCGCGACAAGCCCGUUUGUGUGAACACAUAUGGAAGCUACAGGUGCCGGACCAACAAGAGGUGCAGUCGGGGCUACGAGCCCAAUGAGGACGGCACGGCCUGUGUGGCUCAAGUGGCCUUUUUAGGUAGGUAUCCUUCUGCCGCCUUUAGAAUCUCUGAGCCUCUCUCUCGGGCCUUAUAUCUUUCUCUAGGCCUUGGACUUUGCCUUCAGUUAUAUGCACUUUAAAUCCUGUCAAUAAAGGAAAAAAACAACUAACAACCUUUGUGGAAAACUAAAUCUCUCCUGCUGCCUGUCUCUCUCUCCAUGCCCAGUCGAUUCUGCCGCGUGCUCCCUCUGAAUGGACAGCAGGGUGGCCAUCUUUGAAAAGGGAAGUUUGGGAGAUACUGCUAUUUGUGUAAACUUAGUUGUUUGUGAAGGCUUUCUUUGCAUGUUUUCUGAGAAAACAGAAAAGGAAAGUCUCUAUACCCCAUCCAACCUCCCUCAGUCCUUCAGAAGAAUCUAAAUACUCCUGGCUUUUCUGUAUCCUUCAGUGUUGAGAGUGUCUUAUUUUGCCCUUAACAAAGAUGGCUUGCUCAGUUGAUUUUAUAAUGUAUCCUGUGCCUGCUGGUUUGGCCUGUGCUGUUUCUGUUCUGUGCACCCUGACUUCCUUUGGCAGAGAAAGCCGUAUUUGGGGUUGGUGGUGAUGAUGGGAGGGUGAAAGGGUAGCCCUUUGGGACUCUUGAUAAAAAUAUUAAAGUUUGAACUUGCUAAGUCUUCCAGCCUCUUUCUGGAGAAAUUAUGCCAACAAAUUCUCUGCUGGAUGUUAGUGGCUAGCUGGUGAAAACAAGUACCUGGAGCAAGUAGGUGCUGGUUGAGAUGCUGACCUAGCAGCAGCCCUUCC